Thalassophryne amazonica is the source of this 3603-nucleotide messenger RNA. RefSeq lists its product as uncharacterized. The transcript has 17 exons. Bases 77 to 3520 code for a protein of 1147 amino acids. Gene Ontology annotation, cellular component: extracellular region. The record is from RefSeq and is a predicted model, not a curated record. Lineage: Eukaryota; Metazoa; Chordata; Actinopteri; Batrachoidiformes; Batrachoididae. Gene Ontology annotation, biological process: proteolysis. Gene Ontology annotation, molecular function: serine-type endopeptidase activity; calcium ion binding.
CUCCUCCUCCCUCUCACACACUCACUCAUUUUUUUCCACUCGGCACACUCGGGUUUUCCAGCUGACCAUCAAAGCCAUGAUCUGGAUUCGCUGUCUGUCUUUCGGCUUCCUGCUGCUCCACCAGGUUACCUCACAUGUCUUUCUGGAUGCUGAUGUGGCGAAUGGCGUCCUCAGCCGGCAGAGACGAGCCAACACCUUUUGGGAGGAGAUGAAGAAGGGGAACAUGGAGAGGGAGUGUGUAGAAGAGCGCUGCAGCUGGGAGGAGGCGCGAGAGAUCUUUGAGGACGACAAAAAAACUAAUGAAUUCUGGGCCAAAUAUGUUGAUGGCGACGCGUGCCUGUCCAUGCCCUGUGUUAACAAUGGACUCUGUAAAGACACCAUCGGCAGCUACACCUGUUACUGCCAGGCCGGGUUCCAAGGCUUCAAUUGUGAAAUCGUGAUUCCUGAACUGUGCGAGAACAAAAACGGAGGCUGUGAACAUUUCUGCACCGUUCAUGAUCGAGUCAUCCACUGCUCCUGUGCCGACAGGUACUUCCUGGGACCAGACGACAAAUCCUGCUUCUCCAACCAAACAUACAAAUGCGGCUCCAUCGUCACCCAAAACACUCGCAGUGUUUUCAUAUACGAACGUCCCAACUCCACGGAGACCAACAACACCGGCUGGAACCUGACGGACCUUGUAAGAAAUGCCAACUUCAGCGAGCAGGAAUUCUUUGUUCCUCACAACAGCAGCGAUGAAAGUCUUCCCAUGGUUAAGGAGGAGGAAAUUUUCCCUGACAGAUCGAUGCUAACCCGCAUCGUUAAUGGGGAGGAGUGUCCACCUGGAGAGUGCCCCUGGCAGGCUCUCCUCUUGAACGAGGACCAUCGUGGGUUCUGUGGUGGAACCAUCCUCACCGAAUACAUCAUCCUGACCGCCGCCCACUGCAUGAACCAGUCACGCUACAUCUUCGUCAUUCUCGGUGAGUUUGACACGGAGGCGGUCAGCGGUAAUGAAGUAGUCCACGAUGUGGAAGUGAUCCUGACCCACAGAUGGUACAAACAGGACACCUACCAUAACGACAUUGCACUCAUCAAACUGACUAAGCCCAUCAAGUUCACCAGAUUCAUCCUGCCAGCGUGCAUACCUGAGCGCGACUUCGCCGAAAAUGUUCUGAUGCAGCAGCCUGAUGGUAUGGUCAGUGGUUUCGGUCGUGUUGGAGAAGGCCGGCAGCCGUCCACCAUCUUGCAGCGUCUCACCAUGCCUUAUGUGGAUCGAGCCACCUGCAUCGAGUCCAGCCAGUUCCGCAUCUCCAGCCACAUGUUCUGUGCUGGAUAUGAUACCGAAGAGAAGGACGCCUGCCAGGGCGACAGCGGCGGGCCACACGUCACACGAUACCACAACACCUACUUCAUCACCGGCAUUGUGAGCUGGGGCGAAGGAUGCGCUCGCAAAGGCAAAUACGGUGUUUACACGCAGGUGUCCAAGUUCAUCCGCUGGAUCCGAGAGGGCAUCAAGACCCUGGAGUCCAAACAGAGGCACGGGAGGAGGCCCAAGCGGGCCGACACCCCCUUCAACAAGGUCGACGCCCCCUUCACGUGGCUGUAUCUUGUCAUGGCGGUUGGCGUUAUGUCGCCUCACUCUCGAGUCUCCGUUCUUGGACUCUUCCUCCUUGCCUGCUUUCUUCAAGUCUUCACCCGACAAGUUUUCCGGCUGGUGCCGGAGGCACACAGUGUUUUCCUGCGCUCCAAAAGGGCCAACUCCUUCCUGGUGGAGGAGAUCUUUCAGGGGAACCUGGAGCGGGAGUGCUACGAGGAGAGGUGCAAUUACGAGGAGGCCCGUGAGUACUUUGAGGACGACGACAAAACGAUUGCCUUCUGGACUCUGUACUACGAUGGGGGCAACUGUAAUCCAAACCCCUGCCUGCACGGGGGGAACUGUACCAACAAGGCAGGGGGGUUCCAGUGUUUGUGCGCACCCCCCCACUAUGGACUCACCUGUGAACUGGGAAGACCGGCUCUGCCAGUAACACCAUCAACAGCGCCCCAAGCCUCUGUCCCAGAUGAACACGAGUGUCCGACUGAAGGGCCGACAGCGUGUCAUCAGUUCUGCACGACCUUUACGUACAUGUUUAUCUGCUCCUGUUUGCCAGGAUUCAAACUACAGCCCGACGGACGGAGCUGUGUGCCUAAAGUGGAGCUCCCAUGUGGACAAGCUUCAAACAAGCUGAGCACGACCACGCCCACAUGUAGCCAUGGAAGCUGUCCCUGGCAGGUGUCAGUGAUGGACAGCAGAGGGGCGGAGCUGUGUGGAGGCGUGGUUCUGGGUCAACGUUCGGUCCUGACCGCCGCCCACUGCCUCUUCCAAGACUCUGGAUCAGACCCCCAACCCUCCAACUUCUAUGUGGCCGCAGGCAACGAGGUCUCAAAGGUUUUGGUCCGGAUCCAGGCUCUAUACCUCCACAACCGCUUCAGCAGAGAUCACCAUGACAACGACCUGGCAGUCCUUCAGCUGGACCGACCCCUAACGUUUGGCCCCGCCCUUUUCCACCUCUGCCUGCCCACUAAGGACUUCAGUGAGAACAUCCUGAUGCAUUCUGGGAGGGCGGGGCUCACAGCAGGACACCCCAAUGGACAGAGCCAGGAACUGGUCUACAUAACGUUAGACGAGUGCCGCAAUCAGCUGAACGUAACUCAUCCGCUCAGCAACAAAAUGUUCUGCAUGAGGAGCCAAAACGGACCUGUCAGGAACCAAGACCGGCUGAGCCCCAGCAGACCUGUCGGAAACAGAGACCGGCCGAGCCCCAGCAGACCUGUCGGAAACAGAGAGCGGCCGAGCCCCAGCAGACCUGUCGGAAACAGAGAGCGGCCGAGCCACAGCGGACCUGGCGGAAACAGAGACCGGCCGAGCCACAGCAGACCUGGCGGGAACCGAGGCCGGCCGAGCCAAAGCGGACCUGUUGGGAACCGAGACCGGCCAAGCCAAAGCGGACCUGUAGGGAACCAAGAUCAACUGACCCCCAGUGGACUUGUGAUGAACAAACCCAGGACUCCUGGUGGCUCCAACAGACCUCUGGGAUUUCAAAAUCAGACCACAGACAAACAAAACAGACCUGUAGGAAACCAAGACAACACCCAGCUGACCCCCAAUGGACCUGUAGGGACCCAGAAUGAAGUCCAGGGGGGCCCAUUUGGUCCACUGGAGAAGCAGAACCACAACCUGGGGAAACCAACUGGGUCUUUGGAGACCCAAAAUGGAGGACACUGGAAUGCUAAUGUAUCCAUGAGGACCCCAAACAGACCUCAUGGACUCAUGGACACCUCAAGGUCAAAGGUUAGCAGUGGCCAAUCUAGCAACCUGUUACCAGGUUCACCUGUUGCUACAGAAGAGAAAGGGACGGCGUUCCUGACGGGCCUGUUGAUCUCCUCGUCCACAGAUGGCAGCAGAGAAGAUGGCUUGGUGUUUGCCAAAGUGUCCCGCUACCUGGACUGGAUCAGACUGAGGCUGGAGGUCACUGAGGGUCACAUGACCUCCCCAAAUUAACCAGGACCCCAAAGAAAGCUACAGUCCCGUCUGCCAGCGCCUCCUCUGAAACUCUGAAGAGACUCCAGCAGGUCCAAGACUUC